Molecule: messenger RNA, 1017 nt
Organism: Lineus longissimus
Lineage: Eukaryota; Metazoa; Nemertea; Pilidiophora; Heteronemertea; Lineidae
Product: universal stress protein Slr1101-like
Exons: 5
Coding region: 130-627 (165 amino acids)
Source: RefSeq, a predicted model, not a curated record
UGAGCCGUGCGCGAGACUAGUACACCGCAGCGGGAAAGGUCACGGAGAGUCUUGCUUGUCGUCUGCUCGCUGUCUAAUAGCGUUAGUGACAUUUUUGAUCGAGCGCAUCUAUAUUUUAGAAACUAGACCAUGGCAGACACAGAACCAACCCGAACCGUCGCAAUUGCUAUAGACCAGAGCGAAUACUUCCGGCAUGCGUUGGAAUUUUAUUGCAAUAUCGCCCACCAGCCAGGUUCCAAAGUUCUAGUCUUACACAUUGUCGACCCACUCUAUUUAACAUCUCUUGUGGCUUCGGCUGGCUUUGGUCAGGGUGGUGCUCUGGCUGCUCUUCCUUCCAGCCAUUGGCAGCAAAUGGCAGCAGAGCAGAAAGAGAAGAUCAGGCAGCUGAAGACGAAGUUGGAGCCUCUUUUUGAGGGAAAAUCGAUUCCACGACACUGGCGGGUGAUAGAAACAACGGCAGCACCCGGAGAGGCAAUUGUAGCAACCGCAAAUGAGGUUGGCGCGAGUUUGAUUGUUGUCGGCAGUCGCGGCCAAGGGGCGGUCAGGAGGACAAUUUUGGGAAGUGUUUCAGAUUACGUGUUACAUCAUGCUAAAGUUCCCGUUCUGGUCUCUCACGGACGCCAUUAAAUUACAUGGACAUGUCAUUUAAAAUAAAAACGACUCAUAGCGAAUCAUAAAACAAUUUCAUCUACAUGUAGACAAUAAGCAGAGGGAUACUUAUGUAGUGUUCUAGUUUAUAACCUCAACGAUAGAAGUCUUCACCAGAGUAUGGAGCUGCUCCUUUAAGGCCCAUACACACAUACGCGAUUUAGAGCGUUUGACGUCUACGUGUUGAUCAGCAGCCCGAAGUCAUUGGGCAAAACGUUGGGCGUUAUUGCUAUCGGUCAAUAAGGAUACGAUUGACCUUUAACUUUGUAAACAAUGGUUUAAGAGAUGCACUUCACAAUAUUAUGAUUAAUUUUCCAAUGUUGUCAAAUCUGAUUGAUAAAACGAAUAAACGUCGGUAUUUUCAAUUAA